AUGAGCGCCGGCGGCGCGCGACGGGGCGCGGGACCCCCGGACGGCGGCUGGGGCUGGGUGGUGCUGGCCGCCUGCUUCGUGGUCACCGGCUUCGCCUACGGCUUCCCCAAGGCCGUCAGCGUCUUCUUCCGCGCGCUCAUGCGCGACUUUGGGGCGGGCUACAGUGACGCAGCCUGGGUGUCCUCCAUCAUGCUCGCCAUGCUCUACGGCACCGGCCCAGUGUCCAGCAUCCUCGUGGCCCGCUUCGGCUGUCGUCCAGUGAUGCUGGCUGGUGGGCUGCUGGCCUCAGCGGGCAUGGUCCUAGCGUCCUUCGCCACGCGCCUGCUGGAGCUGUACCUGACAGCAGGCGUGCUGACAGGCCUGGGCCUGGCCCUCAACUUCCAGCCGUCGCUCAUCCUGCUGGGGCUCUACUUCGAUCGGCGGCGGCCUCUGGCCAACGGGCUGGCGGCGGCCGGCAGCCCCGUGUUCCUGUCGGCGCUCUCGCCGCUCGGCCAGCAGCUGCUCGAGCGCUUCGGCUGGCGCGGCGGCUUCCUGCUGCUCGGCGGCCUCCUGCUGCACUGCUGCGCGUGCGGCGCGGUCAUGCGGCCGCCGCCGGGGCCCGGCCCUGCGCCCCGCACGGACAGCGCGGGCGACGCUCCCGGCGAGGCGGAGGCGGAGGCGCACGCGGACCGCCCGGGGCUGAGGCUGAGCGAGGCGCCCCCUGGCGGCAGGACCCGCCGACGCCUGCUGGACAUGACGGUGUGCGCCGACCGCGCAUUCGCUGUGUACGCCGUCACCAAGUUCCUGAUGGCGCUGGGGCUCUUUGUACCCGCCAUCCUGCUGGUGAACUACGCCAAGGACGCGGGUGUGCCUGACGCGGACGCCGCUUUCCUGCUCUCCAUCGUGGGCUUCGUAGACAUCGUGGCGCGGCCCGCGUGCGGCGCUCUCGCCGGCCUGGCGCGUCUGCGACCGCACGUCGCCUACCUCUUCAGCCUGGCCCUGCUGGCCAACGGGCUCACGGACCUGAGCAGCGCGCGCGCGCGCUCCUACGGCGCCCUUGUUGCCUUCUGCGUCGCCUUCGGCCUCUCCUACGGCAUGGUGGGCGCUCUGCAGUUCGAGGUGCUCAUGGCGGCCGUGGGCGCUCACCGCUUCCCCAGUGCGCUGGGCCUGGUGCUGCUCAUUGAGGCCGUGGCCGUGCUCAUCGGACCGCCUUCUGCCGGCCACCUGGUGGACUUGCUGAAAAACUAUGAGGUCAUCUUCUACCUGGCUGGCUCCGAGGUGGUCCUGGCCGGGGUCUUCAUGGCUGCAGCCACCAACUACUGCCCACGGCGCGCUCGGGACUCCCCGCCCAGCCCAGGCAGUGGGGGCGGGGCCAGCGACGAUGAGGACGCUGAGGCCGAAGGGGACUCUGAGCCCCUGCCCACCGAGGAGCCCAGGGGCAUGGAGCCCCUGGAGGUGCGGAGCCCAGUAGCUGGGCCCGCGGAACCCAGCGUGGAGGCAGAGCCAGAGCCAGGGCCGGCCCCCGAGCCUGUGUAGCCCACGGCAUAGGUGGGGUGGCCUGUGACUUCAGAGGCCGGGCUUCUCCGCUCAGGCCCCUGCUGCUCCAAGAGGGCCUGGCACACUGGAGG
Messenger RNA from Pteronotus mesoamericanus, 1607 nucleotides. RefSeq names its product solute carrier family 16 member 8 (gene SLC16A8). The record is from RefSeq and is a predicted model, not a curated record. Gene Ontology annotation, cellular component: plasma membrane. The transcript is spliced from 4 exons. Lineage: Eukaryota; Metazoa; Chordata; Mammalia; Chiroptera; Mormoopidae. The coding region runs from base 1 to 1515 and encodes 504 amino acids. Gene Ontology annotation, biological process: transmembrane transport; monocarboxylic acid transport. Gene Ontology annotation, molecular function: monocarboxylic acid transmembrane transporter activity.